AUGUCAAGCAGAGAUUCUUCAAGGAACAGGAGCAUCGGCUCGCUGACCUUUCAAGGUCGGCAGGAACCUGCCGACGAGGCUGCCGAGCAGGAUGAGGAGUACGAAAAUGGUUUCGAAGCUGACGCCAACGAGCCGGGCUGUGGUACAAUGUCCCGCGCUGCAGCGGAGCGAAUACGACUGAGGCGCAUCCUCGACGGCGGCGGCGCCACCACCGCCACGGCCGCCGCGGCGGCGGACGACCCUCUCGACGGUUCACCGCCGACGGAGCAGGACGGCACAUGCGAGGUGGCGGCUGCGGGUAUCAUUGUGUUGUUUCCUGACAGCCUGGGAAAGCUGCGGAAGCUGCUGGCGUUGGACCUCUCAAGAAAUGUACAACUGGUGGCGCUGCCGGAUGCCCUGUGCGACCUGACCGCACUCACGAGGGCCCGCCUGACACUCCCCAACCCUGGCCCCACCCGUCCCUCCCGCCGACCCAUCAUGGCACCGCGUACGGCACGUGUACGGCACCCCUCUCAGCUCGACAGCAACCAGCUGUCGUACCUUCCGCCCGAAUGCGCCAGCCUGCCUAGCCUGACGGCCCUGCACGUCUCCUACAACCGACUAACGGCUCUUCCUUCGGAGCUGGGGGACGCGUCCAGCCUGACGGGAAUAUUCGCUAACCACAACAAGCUCACAGCCCUGCCAGCGACCCUGGGCCACCUCCGGCAGCGGCUGGCUGACCUGCAACUCCACAACAACGAGCUGACGGUUCUCCCCCGGGAGCUGGGGCUGCUGGCCGCCCUCACUCGCAUAACCACCGGCUGCAACCCGCUGGUGCACCCCCCGCUGGCGGUGGCGAGACGGGGAGUGGCGGCGGUGCGGGAGUACCUGCUGGCGGACUGGCACGAGCCGGAGGAGCCGCAGAAACUCGAUCUGCAGCGGGGCACCGGUGUCGCUGGUGAGGACGCCGAUUCCGAGCAGCAGCCCCAGCCAGGUCGGGAACACGAACCCGACAUUGGCGACAUCGGCGCGGGUGGAGCCCGGGUGGGAGUAGGGGAGCCCCGGGGGGUCUCCAGCGCCAGGCGGUGGCGGCGGCUGAUGCUGAGCGUGGCGUGUAAGGGGUGUGUGGACAAGGAGGAUCGGAUCGAGGAGCUAGGCCAGCUACUACGCGGGGCCCGAGAGCGGCUGGAGCGAGCCGAGCGGCAGCUGGAGCACUCGCAGGAGAAGAUCCGACGCCAGGCGCAGGAUCUUACUGUACAAACACAACGAUCCGUACAGCUAGACGCUGAGGUCAGCAGGCUCAGCAGGCAGCUGGCGGAGGCUGCGUCGCUGGCUGCACCGCUGAGCCGGCGGCUUGGCGGCGGCGGUAGAGGUGGAAGCAUGGGGUACGAUCGUCGGGCUGAGGAGAUGGAGGAACAUUUGAGGAAGGAGGUGAAGGAGGCGCGGGGGGCGGCGGAGGCGGCUGGGAUGGCGGCGGAGGCGGCGGAGCGGGAGGCGCGGCGGCUUCGGCGAGACUUGGAAAGGCGCGAGCAGGAGGUGUUCGCGCAUCGCGAGCGCGCGGAGGAGCUCUCACUGGCGGUGGCUCGGGAGAGGGAGCGGUGCAAUGCGGCGGUGGCUGCGGCGACUGAAGCCACCCAGCAGGUGGAGCAGCUGCAGGUGGUGGUCAAGGAGCGAGACGAGCUGCGGAAGCGGGUGGAGGCGAUGGAGAAGGCGAGCCAGGAGGCAUGGAGGGCCGCACAGGUAGCUCGGGAUGGUCACCUUACCUCCGAAGCAAAUGCCGACGUGGUGCAGGCCAAGCUGGUGGCAACGGAGGCUGCCAACCGGCGGCUGGCGCAGCAGGUGCAGGAGGAGAGAGCCGCAGCUGCGCGGGCUGCAUUGGAGGCGGAGAGCAGGUUGGAGGAGGGCGAGAUGGGGCAAAAUCAGCUUCAGCUGGAAUCUGCCCGGCUACGCGCCGACUUGGCUGCGCUCACGGCCGAGCGGGAGGUGCUGCACGACUUAACGCGCCCGCAGGCGCCCGCAGCUGGCAGAUCAGGCGGAGCGUCCACCGGCUCGGGCUAUGUGGCGGGGGGGCAGCCGCGAACAGCUGAUGCUGUGGCGGAUGUGGCAGUACGCAGUGCUUGGGUACCGCCACAAAGGAUUUGA
Molecule: messenger RNA, 2121 nt
Organism: Volvox carteri f. nagariensis
Lineage: Eukaryota; Viridiplantae; Chlorophyta; Chlorophyceae; Chlamydomonadales; Volvocaceae
Exons: 12
Coding region: 1-2121 (706 amino acids)
Source: RefSeq, a predicted model, not a curated record